UUGAUCUAAUGUGAGAUUAGGAAAGUAUUUCAUUAGAAGCCUUCACUCCCUAAAAGAUACAUGUUCCAGUGAUCUGUAGAUAUCUGUGAAUAUACAGACCAUCAGCCUCAAAGCAAAGCAGCAGUUCUAAUAGUCUUAGUUUGUCUGCAGAAACAGCCGUUUGAUUGGACAAACCAGCAUUUCACAGCUCGAGCUCGUCACUGCUUCCUGUGUGCGGUGUGCAGCUUGUCAGCCUGAUCAGACUGAGAGCACACCGACCGAAUCUUCUGAUAGCUUUAUUGGAAACAACAAGCAGAUCCAGUAAUCCAACAUGUCAAACCCAGUGGUCACCCAACCGGCUGCAGGCAGCUACGGGACGAACGUCCAAACGGGGGAGUGGAGCAGCGGCCUCUGCUCCUGCUUCAGCGACUUGUUAGUCUGUGCUAUUGGUUGCUGCUGUCCAAUUGCCUUGAGCUGCUACACUGCUCAUAAGUAUGGAGAGAAUUGCUGUUUGGGUUGUCUGCCAGGAGGCACAACAGCCAUGAGGACUCACAUGAGACUCACUUAUGGCAUAGAGGGAACAAUAAUCAACGAUGCCUUGAUGACCUUUUGCUGCGGAAUCUGUGAGGUGUGCAGGAUGGCGCGUGAAAUCCGCAUCAGGAAUGGAGAAGUGUAAUCUUGAGAAGACAUAAAAACGAUUCUUGUCCACUAAACAGUAUUUUCUGAUGAUUAAUGAUGUUCAGCUAUUGUGAAAGUAAUGUCUUGUAAUUGCUGUAUCCUGGCUUUUUCAUGCAGAGAACAAAGAUUGAGCUAAUGAAUUGUGCAAAUCUGUGCCUUAUGCCUGUUACGGAAAUCUUAGACCUAGUCAAUACUGUGGAGAUACACAGGUCCGAAUGAUCAACAAUAAAUGGUGAAACAAA
Molecule: messenger RNA, 899 nt
Organism: Gymnodraco acuticeps
Lineage: Eukaryota; Metazoa; Chordata; Actinopteri; Perciformes; Bathydraconidae
Product: cornifelin-like
Exons: 4
Coding region: 311-655 (114 amino acids)
Cellular component (GO): cornified envelope
Source: RefSeq, a predicted model, not a curated record